Messenger RNA from Eimeria acervulina, 3087 nucleotides. Its product is annotated as Helicase associated domain HA2 containing protein , related. The record is from RefSeq and is a predicted model, not a curated record. The transcript has 10 exons. Bases 1 to 3087 code for a protein of 1028 amino acids. NCBI's taxonomy places the organism in Eukaryota, Apicomplexa, Conoidasida, Eucoccidiorida, Eimeriidae. Gene Ontology annotation, molecular function: RNA binding; ATP hydrolysis activity. Gene Ontology annotation, cellular component: catalytic step 2 spliceosome; intracellular anatomical structure.
AUGUCGUUCCCCCAGGUUUCCUCGUGGCUGCGGGAGGAACUGCAACGCCGCGUGGGGGCUGCUACGCGCUCCCUCGUGGCUGCAGUCCAAGCAGCAGCAGAAGGAGCCCCUAAUUCGCACCAGCUGUCCCUAACGCUGCAGCAGGAGUUGCAUUUUUCGCAGCAGGAUGCCGACGCCCUUGCCCCCGAGCUGCUUCGCCGCAUGGCCGCAGCAGAGGCAGCUGCAACAGAAACAGCAGCAGCAGCAGCGACAGCCGCAGCCGCUGAAGAAGCUGCGCAAGUAGCAGCACGGGAAAGCAGGAAGCGACCCAGGGAAGAAGAAGCAAAUGGCCCGACGGAUGAGGUCUCGGACGCCGCAGAAGCAGCAGCUUUUGCGGCGCGCUUGCGCGCGCGAGAUGCAGCUUCGCACAAAAAGGUGGGUGCUGCAGCUGCGCGUCAGCAACAACUGGAGCGGGAGGCCGAAGAGGCAGCAGCAGCAGCAGCAGCAGCAGCGGAGCCUGUAAAGGAGCUCCGGACGGUGGAAGAUGUGCUGCUGGAGGCUAAGAAACGUCCAAACGAAAAGCUGAAGGACAAUGAGGCAUAUAUGCAACGGCUGCGUGAGGAGGCCCGUCGCGCUUACCUCAAGAAGAGGGAGGGAGACCAGGUACUGCUGCAGGAGAGGAAAGUCCAGGACAGGGAGUGGCUGUACAGCCAAGUUGGAGAUAAACUGACUGCUGAGGAGCGGAGGGCCCUUGAGCUGCGAAAAGAGACUCUCCAGCUGGCAAAAACGGCCAUUCAGGAGAGGCAGGGCCGCGAGGAGAUCGAAGGAUAUAUCAUGCCCGAGGCCUACGAUGAAGACCUACAGGCGCGUCUGCGCGUGAUGCACCAGCCCUAUCAAGAACCAAAGCAGCAGCUAUCGGAGCAGCAACUGCUAGAGAAACAGAAGACUCAGGCAGCUCUGGCCCGUUUCGGGGCCAAAGAAGGCAGAGAACAGGCUCCCGCCUACAAGCUUGUCGAUGAGGCUGGAGCAGCUAUAGAAUUCGAAGCGAGAGAGAUGCACGGGUCCCUUACUCCCGAGACAGAUGCCAGCGCACAAAAGCCCGCGCAAGCACCAGAAGCAGCCCAAAAAGCCAAGGGUCAGAGUCUGCAGGAGCAGCGUCGGCUGCUCCCUGUAUACGCGUACCGGGAGGAGUUUCUGCGGGCGGUGGCGAAAUAUCCUGUGCUCGUUGUUGUGGGGGAGACUGGAUCGGGGAAGACAACGCAGCUACCCCAGUUCUUGCGGGAGGUUGGAUAUGCGAAGGCAGGAGUGGUCGGCUGUACGCAGCCUCGCCGCAUUGCAGCGAUGUCUGUUGCAGCGCGAGUGGCUCAGGAGGUGGGUUAUUCGAUCCGUUUUGAAGACUGCACAAGCGACAAAACGGAGCUAAAGUACAUGACGGAUGGAAUGCUGCUACGGGAGUUCCUCACCGAGCCUGACCUUCAGUCGUAUUCUGCCCUCAUGAUAGACGAGGCCCACGAGCGCACGUUACACACAGACGUCCUCUUCGCCCUUGUCAAGGACCUCUCCAGGUAUCGCGAGGACUUUCGCCUGAUAAUAUCUUCGGCAACGUUGGAGGCUGAGAAAUUUUCGGUGUACUUCGAUGACGCGCCGAUAUUUCGAAUCCCUGGGAGGCGGUUUCCAGUCCAGAUUUAUUACACGAAGAGUCCCGAGGCCAACUUCUUAGAUGCUGCUGUCGUUACUGCCCUGCAGCUACACUUCACACAGCCCCCAGGAGACAUCUUGCUUUUUCUUCCGGGCCAACAGGAAAUCGACGAGGCCGUUGAGGAGAUACAGAGACGCUUGAAAGGCCGCGGAACGGAGGCUGCGGAGUUGAUUGUAUUGCCACUGUAUUCCUCUCUCCCAGGCGACCAGCAAGCACGAGUGUUUGAGCCGACUCCACCCGGGGCCCGCAAGGCAGUGUUCGCCACAAAUAUCGCCGAGACUUCCAUUACCCUCGAGGGGGUUGUUUACGUCGUGGACUGCGGCUUCUGCCGAGAAAACCAAUACAGUGCCAAGACAGGGAUGGACGCGCUGGUGACGGUGCCUUGUUCAAAGGCAGCGGCGAACCAGCGGUCUGGCCGCGCAGGACGCGUGCGUGCUGGGCACUGUUUCCGUCUGUACACCCGAUACUCUUUUGAGAAGGAGAUGGAGGACGCAAAUGUGCCGGAGAUCCAAAGAGCGAACCUCAGUCACGUCGUGCUUACCCUCAAAGGCCUCGGAAUAGACGAUCUCCUGAAAUUCGACUUCAUGGACCCCCCAGCCCCAGAAGCCCUCAUUAGUGCCUUGGAGCUUCUCUAUGCUCUCGCCGCUCUCAACGACCAGGGGGAGCUCACCAAACUCGGCCGGAGAAUGGCGGAGUUCCCCCUAGACCCCAUGUUCAGCAAGUUUAUUGUGAACUCCGAGAAGUACGGUUGCGUAUCUGAGGCAUUAACCGUGUGUGCCAUGCUGGGCGUGGGAAAUAUGCUCUUCUACCGCCCCAAGGACAAAGCCAUCCACGCAGACAACGCCAGAAAGACAUUCGCAAAACCCGGCGGAGACCCAUUGACUCUCCUCAACGUUUAUGAGCAGUGGAUAGACACAGGCUACUCGGUGGCUUGGUGCUACGAGAACUUUGUGCAGCAUAGGUCAAUGCAGCGUGCGCGAGACGUGCGGGAGCAGCUGCAGGGACUUUUGGAGCGCGUUGAGCUCGAGGAGAAAUCCUGCGAGGGAGCUGAUGAACCCAUCCGCAAAGCCAUAACCUCAGGUUUUUUUACCCAGACCUCACAAGGUUCAUGCUGUCUGCAGGCGGCACGGCUGAAUCGCCAAGGCAGUUUCACUACGUUGAAGCAUCCGCACACUGUAGAAAUUCACCCACACUCUUCUUUGUUUGGGCAAUACCCGCGUUUUGUGGUAUACACAGAGCUCGCCCUGACAACCAAGGAAUACAUGCGCAGCGUCUGCGAGGUCAAGCCCGAAUGGCUUGCCGAAGUCGCUCCCCACUUCUACAAACAGCAGGAGCUGCAAAUCGGCAAAAUGCCCAAGGCGCUUGGUAGACCUAAGCAGGAAGAUUCGCCUCUGGGUGCCGCCACAUGA